AUGGCUCCUAAAAGAAGAGGAAGAAACUGCUGUUACAUCUGCCUUGCCGUUAUUCUCCUUCUUGGUCUUCUCUUCCUCAUCUUAGGCCUUACAGUUUUCAAAGCCAAAAAACCCAUCACCACCGUUAACUCCGUUUCCCUAAAGGACUUAGACGUCUCUUUCGACAUCACACGUCUCCAAGUGCACCUAAACAUCACACUUCAAGCAGAUCUCUCUGUCAAAAACCCCAACCGGGUCGGGUUUAAAUACGACCCGACUUCAGCUACCCUACAAUAUAAAGGCCAAACCAUAGGUGAUGCCCCUGUUCCAGCUGGAUCAAUAGGGGCACGUGAAACAAGUCCGAUGAAUAUAACUCUCACUGUUAUGGCUGAUCGGUUGCUUUCGACAAACGGUUUGUUUUCUGAUGUUAGGUCUGGUAUAUUGCCACUUACAACCUAUGUUAAGUUGUCUGGGGUGGUUCGUGUUAUUUUCAAGAUUCAUGUGAAGACUAGCACUACGUGUGAUUUGUAUAUUGAUGUUUUAAACAGGAAGCUCGCUAAUCAGACUUGUCAUUAUAAGACAAAGCUAUGA
Lycium ferocissimum is the source of this 570-nucleotide messenger RNA. RefSeq names its product NDR1/HIN1-like protein 6. The transcript has a single exon. The coding region runs from base 1 to 570 and encodes 189 amino acids. The record is from RefSeq and is a predicted model, not a curated record. Lineage: Eukaryota; Viridiplantae; Streptophyta; Magnoliopsida; Solanales; Solanaceae.